GCUUUCCCUUAGCCGAGCGAGUUAGCAGCUUGUUCAGCCGCCUGCCAAGGAGGAAGGGAAGGAGUCGGUGCAGAGAACCGGCGGCCCGCUGGGCGCCACCGGACAGCGAGCGCUUGUCCAGGCCCCAGAGAAAACCUCAUGCCCAGCUGCAGUGACAUAGCAAUGAUCUCCUCGCCGUCCUUGCGUGAUGGAGAUGACGAAAGAGAUGUCUGCGUUUUGACAUUUGCGGACUUGGAACUGAAAGAACAUCUUCCUUUCCCAUCCAAAAGCCGCCUGAAAGCUGAGUGUGAUGCCAGGGCCAGAAAGAAACAUGCAUCUGCCAAGAGGAAGGCCUUUGCGCUCUUUGUCAAAGCCAAGGAAGUGGCCACUGACUCUCACUGCCUGACAUCUGCUUGCCAAGGGACAGUUCACUGGAGAUGCUGCCAACAAACCUUCAAAGACCUGGUGGGCAUCCACCGGCAUGUGGCCGCCCAUCAUUUUGUCGAUGUGGGGCAACAGGCAGCUGCUAUCUUAAAGCAGACUGUAGCUGAAGCUGACGUCGUAAGCAACCGAGUGUCCACAGACAAGCUGCGUAGGCCUGAGGGGCCCCCAAAUCAACCCCUGGAGACGCUCCCAGACAUAAGCCAUAUCAGGGUGGACGAAUUGAUGAGUGAGGCGGGACAGGUUCUGCUCUUCUACUGUUACUGUGAGGUGGCUGAUCCUGAGGGACUGUGCCUGUGGCAGAAGGCUUUGUGUCAACACCUGCAUCUGAAUGGAAAGGUACGAAUUGCUUCUGAGGGUAUUAACGGAACUGUUGGUGGGAGCACAACCGCGACCCACCUAUAUGUGGACACGAUGCUUUCUCAUCCGCUCUUUAAAGGCAUUUUGACGAGGGAUGAUUUCAAGACCAGCACAGGCGGAGCUGACUGUUUCCCAGACCUUCGGGUUGGUGUCUUUGAAGAAAUUGUGCCCCUGGGGAUUAGCCCAAAGAAAGUCUCCUACAAAGAAACCGGAAUCCAUUUGACUCCAAAGGAGUUUCAUAUAGAAGUGGAGAAAUAUCUUUCUCAGGGUAAUAAAGCACAGAAGGACACCAUUUUGCUGGACUGCAGGAACUUCUACGAAAGUAAAAUAGGGCAUUUCCAAGGCUGUUUGGCACCAGACAUCCGAAAAUUCAGCUAUUUCCCCAGCUACGUAGAUGAGAACUUGGAGCUUUUCAGAGGGAAACGCAUCCUGAUGUAUUGCACUGGGGGGAUUCGUUGCGAGCGAGGCUCAGCUUACCUCAGAUCCAAGGGCAUAUGCAGGGGGGUGUACCACCUCAAGGGUGGCAUCCAUAAGUACUUGGAAGAAUUUCCAGACGGGUUCUACAGAGGGAAGCUUUUUGUCUUUGACGAGCGGUACACCAUCUCCUCCAAUGGCGACGUGAUUUCAGCCUGCCGCUACUGUGGGAAUCUUUGGGACCAGUACCGACUUUGCUCCACCCAGCCCUGUCGCCAGCUCAUCCUGACAUGCCCGCAGUGCCAGCGGAAAGGGCUGACCGCCUGCUGCCCUGUUUGCCAGAAGAAGGGACCCCUGGCUUCCAACCCUUCUGGACGAGCCUUCAAAGAGCGAUGCGAGUGUACAGAGACGCGGCAGCGGGUGCCGGUAGAACGCAUUUAACAAAGCGUUGUGGAGCGAAAAAAACAAAAACCCUCUGCAGAGAUGUCUGCUUUGGAACCCGAUCCUUAGAUACAUGCUAAUGGAAUCGGGGGGAGGGGGGGGGGCAGCCAGUUCCAUUCGGCAACUUUGCAGACUUCUGAUCUAGAUAGUAGCCAGGGCUUCAGUGCAACGCUAACUUGCUCCUAGGAGUAAAUUAAUGGGGCGCACAAAGCAAAAAAAAAAAAUCCACCCUCCCGUGGUGCUACGCAACAAUGUCCUCAUGGCAAGACUACCACCCUUGCUUGCAAUCUGAUACAGACCAUUCCCCUUGCUUGCUGUUGCUGUGCUUAGUAAAGCAUGAGUAAGGUCGUUACAACUUCCAGGAAGUUCAAACCCUGUGGGUGGGCUGUUGCAUGUAUGCACAGUCAGGAAGCCAUGACGGGCCCUGGUUUCCUGGUGAACGCACAUCAUGCCUUCUUCAGCCAACUACAGGCUUGCACACUUGCUACUAUAUAUCUGUGGGCAUCCUGCUCUUCCCAAGUCAAGGUACAUUCUGUACAGGCAAGACAACUGCAUGGUCCUUACCACUGUAUAAGAGAGCCCUGCCACAACCCUAGCAAAAGUGUACCGCUUGCACAAUCCUCAGUCGGCCUCUGGCUGGGCCCCCAAGUUUCCUAAGUGCUAGAGAAAGAGUGCUGGGUUAAUAAUAUGUCUUCCAAGAGCCAGAGUGUAGUGUAAUCUUUCAUGUCAGAUAAGUACAGGAACUGGCACAGAUGCUCUGUAGCUUGUGAGGAUCAGUUGUGUGGAAUAAGCACACCCAGCACAAACCCCUGCAUGAACAUGGCAUUGAAUGUCCUUAGGUUUGUAAAUAGCCACUCAGGUGCUCACCUCAGGUGACUAAGAUUCUUGUCUGGGUGACGAGGCAGGAAUGUGGACAAAAGGCUUUGUGUUUGCUGUGCUUUCGGGCUAUAAACUGAUAAGUAGGUGGUCUUUUGCAACUGGAUUUGCAAGACUGGAUGAGGUGGAAUGACAUUAGCAUCAUAUGAUGUUACACUAGUGUUCAGCCGUCCGCUCUGGGGUACUGCAUUUGAUAUCCAUGUGCCAUUUUCAAAAGCAAGCCUUUGGUAGAAUUUAUUUUAGCAAAGUGGGAGGGUUUGAUAACUGGAUAAACCAAAUUGCCAUUCGGGAUCCACCAGCUGGAGGCAAGUGGCUAGAGUACUGGACUUGAUCUUGAUAUGUUCUGCCUCCCCUGGACCCAAUACCUGGCAGUAGACAGGUCUUCCCUUUCCAGCCUCAGUUCUCUCAACUGUGAAAUGGGAGCAAUAAGUAACAACAAUUUACCUUGCAAGGGUUUGCACAGUAGAUGCCCCAGCAUUUAUCAACCCGAGUGAGUCUGUGAACGGAUUGGAUGAAUGAGCUCAGAAAUAUUUUAAAUCUCCAGCACAGGGCUUGAAAAAUGAUUUCUGAAAACUGUGAGAAUGAUCCAAGACAAGGGGGGGGGCUAAGGCUCUGCUUCCUCAUGUUAUACCAGAGCCUGCUUCCCCACUGACUUAGUUCUGUCUUCCCCAAUGGGCAGAGGUCUCUUUAGGUCUAAGGCAGUGGCUCCCAACCUCUUUGGCACCAGGGACCGGUUUCAUGGAAGACAGUUAUCACACGGACUGAUGGGGCGGGGGCGGGGAAAUGCUGGAGGUCUUUGAAUGGGGGGGGAGACUGGGGCUGCUUUUGCCACCUCCCUGCUAGGUGACAAAAGGCUAGUCUGCCUCCCCCUCCCAUUUAAAGACCCCUGCCCGAGGCUGCGCUGCCACUUUCGUCUGCCCGGGUGGCACCUCUGCCUUGCUCUGCGGCCUGGUUGCUAGCAGGCCACGGACCGGUAACAGUCUGCGGCUCGGUGGUUGGGGUCCCCUGGUCUAAGGCAUAACCUUUUCUUUCUUGUGAGCCUUUAACUUGGGGGCAGUCGAGCAGAUAAAUGCAUGCAAAUGUGUGCCAAGUCACUGAGUGACAGCCUCUCUCCAGAGUGUUGGUUUUUUUUUAACGGCAGGGCUGGGAAACAAAAUCUUACUGGGAAGUGGGUGAAUUGGGAAGGGCAGUCUUACAUACUGAGAUGGAGAUGCCCACCAGUUGCAACCCAUGAUACCCAUUCCCACUGGUGCAUGUCUCAGAAUUAAAUCAGAGCACCAUCAAGGGCCAACGGAAGUCACUUGCUAACUGCAGCAGAAUGCUAGACUUUGAGGGAGGAAUUGCAUCAGAGCUACGGACCUCCUUUCAGAAUACAAGACCCAGUUCAGAUUCCUGUGAUGCUCACUUUUCAUUUUUAGAAGGCAAGUUUCUAACUGUUGGCCCUGAUCCAGCUGUAGCUGUGACAUCAAAGAAGCUACAGUCCAAAACACCUGGGAGCAAGCCAUAUUGGAUGCAAUGAAUCUCACAUCUAAGUAAACAUGCAUGGGAUUGUGCUGGGGGUGGGUGGGAUCCAGCGCUCUCUAUAACCGCAUGCAUGCUGCUCUUCAUGUCUAACAAGAUUAUGCACGCUAUCAACUACAGAAUUAGUUAUGCAGUACAAGAUAAAUACUGCCGAUGUGGUUAUUUUAGGGGAAAUUCAUACAGAGGGUGGAAAUCAGCUUUCCUUGGCAUGUGGGGUAAUUUGCCCAGGAGGGCAGUUCUGAAAUGUAGCAGAACUGCGUUUCUGUUCUCAAACCGAGGGGAGGCACAGUUAGGUUGUCCUUCAGAGAACUGCCCACAAAAACCUCAUUUGGGCAUCUGACCUCUUGGUAUAUAAUUACACUUCGCGUGUCCUUGCCAGUGCAGGCGAAUCUCUGGAUCAUACUCUGGGAAUCGGGAUGAAUUUGAGAGGGCUUCAGAAGAUAUUCCACAUGCCAGCCAGCUUUGGCACAUGGGGGGCAGUUACAGGAUUAAACAUAAGAGUUUGUACCAACUAACAAGGGCUACAAGUACUUCCAGCAAAAAAAAAGCCAGUCCACACUCUUGGCCAACGUACUUACGAACAAUGCUUUAUUAAGGCAUCAUUUACAAGCAACACAACAUUUCGGUGCAAACCAAGCAGGUGCUUCCCCCAUUGAUUUUCUAGAGUUGCACGGGACUCUGUAGAUCAAGCCCAGCAAAAGACCUUGGUAGGCUGUUCCCAUUCAGCUGCAAACGCAGGUCUGACAGCAUUUGAGUGGGAAUGCCAAGGUCCUGUCCCCCUCCUUCCUCCCUGUUGCUUUCUUGGCACUCUCACUCUCCUCCUGAAAUGGGGGGGGGGGGGGGGGCAGGCAGAUCAUAAUGUUCUUGCUGAGGGAGGAGCCUUGUAUCUGCAGCAAGUGUUACUUCCGGGCAGAUGGCACCAUUGCCUGGCAAAAUCCACAAUCUUUCAGAUGCACGUAGGGAGGCCAGAGGCGGUGCAAAUCUACCCGUCUCCCAAAUCGCACAAACAAAAGCUUCUUGUGCAGUGUGCCGAGGAAUCCAGCAGGGGGAGUGCUUUCCUGGACCGCUCACAUCAAUUCUGCACCCAGUUCACUUCAGGGAAGCUGCUUCCCGGAAGCAAAGGUACCGAGUGCUGCCUGGAUUCCCAGAUACUGGAGCCCCUGCUCCCAUGGAGUUCCCAGACACCAAAGAGCCAUUUUGACCCAAGGGCCUGUGAACAGCAGCUUGCCCGUUCAGAAACCCAUGACAACAGUGAGGGCAGAAGCCAGUGGAACUAAUAAACAAGAAGUUUAUCAUCCCCUGGAAUCAAAGUGGCUCGAAACCAUCUUGUGUGUCUAAAUGGACUAUUUUAAGGUCUUUGAAAUUCUUCAGCAAAAAAACCAACAACACACACAUGGCCAACAGCCCACUCAGCAGCUGGCUUUCUGUUGUGCUUUGGAAAAGAGUGGCCUUAUAUUAUUUCUAUGGGGUGGGUGUGUAGAUCAACUUUUACAAAAAGGGAGAUGCUUUCACAGCUGAAUUUAAACUUAAGAACCGGGAUUGCUGCUAACUGAUUGUAAUUCACGCGUGUCGAUUGAUGAUAUACUUUUGAAAGACAGAAACCCUGUCAAGCUGGUAGUUUCUUUCUAAUUCUCUGGAGCAAGUUUAAAAACAACAAUAAAGUAUUUUUAAACUGUU
Heteronotia binoei (common prickly gecko) is the source of this 5709-nucleotide messenger RNA. RefSeq names its product thiosulfate sulfurtransferase like domain containing 2 (gene TSTD2). The coding region runs from base 139 to 1635 and encodes 498 amino acids. The record is from RefSeq and is a predicted model, not a curated record. The transcript has 10 exons. NCBI's taxonomy places the organism in Eukaryota, Metazoa, Chordata, Lepidosauria, Squamata, Gekkonidae.